GAUCAACAUUUUUUGCUCCUCCAUAAUUUGAUCGUAAAUUGGAAUCGACCGUACCCAAUCUUACCCUAAACAACCCUUUUCUUCCUCAUUCAGUGGUUUUAGAUCUCCUACUCGACUGAAAACCUUAGUCACUGUCAAAUCGUUUCAUUUUCCGAAAAUGGCUUUAUUCUUUCGUCUUCGAAUUCACUUUCUGACCGGAAACAGGCGCUGCUUCUCCACAAUCCUCUCUCCGGGUUCCACCACCCCACUCUCCUCCAAGGAGAAAACCAGAGUCGCGCUUUCUCUUCUAAAAUCCGAACAAAACCCAGAAAGGAUCGUUGAAAUCUGCCGGCAAGCUUCUCUAACACCUGAAACUCACUUGGAUCGGAUCGCCUUCUCCGUUGCAAUCUCCAAGCUUUCUAAAUCCAACAAUUUCUCCUACAUCCAGCAGUUCCUCGACGAUCUCCGCUCGUCCCGCGCUGACCUUCGCUCCUCCGAACGAUUCGCGGCCCAUGCCAUUAUCCUAUUCGGCCAGGCGAACAUGAUUGACCACGCUAUCCGCACCUUCCAAGAGUAUCACGCUGAUGUUGUUGGUUCUGGAACUGGGUCUGUUAAGGCUCUAAAUGCUCUGCUGUUUGCUUGUAUUUUGGCUAAGAAUUAUGGGGAGGUGAAGAGGAUUUUUCUCGAGUUCCCUAAGUCUUAUGGUGUUGAACCGAAUUUGGAUACUUAUAAUAAGGUUAUCAAGGCAUUUUGUGAGUCUGGGAGUUCCAGUUCUGGUUAUUCCGUUUUAGCAGAGAUGGAUACGAAGCGGGUGAAGCCAAAUGCGACCACUUUUGGAAAUUUGCUUGCUGGGUUUUAUAGAGAGGAGAAGUUUAAAGAUGUAGGGAAAGUAUUGGAAAUGAUGAAGGAGAAAUAUGGAAUUCUCCCUGGGGUUAGUACUUAUAAUAUUAGGAUUCAAAGUUUGUGUAAGCUCAAGAGAUCUGCUGAGGCGAAAGCUUUAUUAGAUGAGAUGUUGUCUAGGAAAAUGAAGCCCAAUUGUGUUACUUAUAAUAAUUUGAUUCAUGGGUUUUGUUGCGAAGGGAAUUUAGAGGAAGCGAAGAGACUGUUUAACAGUAUGAUUCAUAGAGGAGGAAAACCGGAUGCUGAUUGUUAUGUAAGGUUCGUCCACUACUUGUGUCAAGGUGGGGAUUUUGAUACAGCAUUGAGAAUUUGUAAGGAGAGCAUUGAGAAGCGAUGGGUUCCGAAUCUAGCGACUAUGAAGUCACUGGUGAACGGGCUUGCUGGUAUUGGUAAGGUGGCAGAGGCAAAGGAGCUUGUUGGGCAAAUGAAGCAGAGAUUUACGAAGAAUGUCAAUAUUUGGGAUGAGAUUGAAGCCAGUUUGCCGCAGUAGGGGAGGGGACAUUUAAACAUUGUUUUUAUUUUCUUGAUAAGACCAUGAAGUUAGAAGAUCAGGGAUGGAGCUGUUGCAUAAUGCCAAUGCAUUUCUCAUUAUCAUUGAGUUGAAACUACCAGGAUUAGAUAUCUGAGUGAAAUUGUGAAGAAAAAUAUUGAUUUUCAACCUAUUUUUCUCCAGAAGAUGCAAUCAUAGAAGUAAAUCCCUCUCCCAGGUCACUGGUGUUUGCCUAAAGGGUGUUAACUGAUCAGUUUUGGUCAAUGGAUUAUUGGCCAUAGGCUCCUGCCUUGGAUACAGGUUCAGCUACUCGUAGACCAACUCAUUGAUGUGUUCAUGGAUCCACUGGGCAUAGGUGAAAGCAUUGGAUGUUAAAUUCGUAUUGUUUAGUAUAUUUUGCCGAAGACUUCAUUACCAAUUACCAGUGACAUUCUCCUGCAUUCGCUAUGAAGUUAAGACGACCAUAAUCUAUUAAUCAACAACCAAACCAAUUGAUUGUA
Molecule: messenger RNA, 1869 nt
Organism: Hevea brasiliensis (rubber tree)
Lineage: Eukaryota; Viridiplantae; Streptophyta; Magnoliopsida; Malpighiales; Euphorbiaceae
Product: pentatricopeptide repeat-containing protein At1g61870, mitochondrial
Exons: 2
Coding region: 158-1369 (403 amino acids)
Molecular function (GO): protein binding
Source: RefSeq, a predicted model, not a curated record